UUUCUACUAAUUUAUUCUUGUCUUUUUUGCAUAUAUGCAGAGCACAAAGUAAUCAUAGUGGGACUUGAUAAUGCUGGAAAGACCACUAUUCUUUACCAAUUCUUAAUGAAUGAAGUGGUUCAUACUUCUCCAACCAUAGGAAGCAAUGUAGAGGAAAUAGUGGUGAAGAACACUCAUUUCUUAAUGUGGGAUAUUGGAGGACAAGAGUCAUUACGGUCAUCGUGGAAUACCUAUUAUUCAAACACAGAGUUCAUCAUUCUUGUUGUUGACAGCAUUGAUAGAGAGCGACUUUCUAUUACAAAAGAAGAACUUUAUAGAAUGCUGGCUCAUGAGGAUUUACGGAAGGCUGCAGUUCUCAUCUUUGCAAACAAGCAGGACAUGAAAGGUUGCAUGACAGCUGCCGAGAUAUCUACAUACCUCACCCUCAGCUCCAUAAAGGAUCAUCCGUGGCACAUUCAGUCCUGUUGUGCUUUGACAGGAGAAGGAUUAUGCCAAGGCUUGGAGUGGAUGACCUCCCGUAUUGGAGUGAGAUAGCUUUUUUUUUUUUUUUCUCCUCCUCCCUAAAAGAAGAGACUUCUAUUUAUCCUGUGAACAUGUACAUUUUUCUGUACUUCUGGCUGCUGAGGCAGUGACCAUGUUUAAUUUAUAUCAGCCAACCCCCAAGCUGUACUUGAAUCAAGCACAGUUGAACGGAAACACAAAGUAUUUUCCUAACUUUUUUAAUACACUAAUCUUCAACAGGAUGAACAUAUGUGAAUCUGUUUUUAAGCAUUGAAAUUCCUCUGAAUGUGUAUUCUAACUUUUUCAAUUAUAGCUUUUUAAAAUCUGUUUUGUCAUUGUCGAUAUUUCAUACUUCCUCUUUCUAAAUAGUUUAUAUAACUUACUAACAUAAAUGAGCGCAGUUUGUUUAAUGAUGAAAAAAUAGUGAGUAGGUUGACUUUACUCUGGCAUAGCUUUAGCCUCUAAGGAUA
Molecule: messenger RNA, 971 nt
Organism: Charadrius vociferus (killdeer)
Lineage: Eukaryota; Metazoa; Chordata; Aves; Charadriiformes; Charadriidae
Gene: ARL5B
Product: ADP-ribosylation factor-like 5B
Exons: 5
Coding region: 106-534 (142 amino acids)
Biological process (GO): vesicle-mediated transport; protein localization to Golgi membrane; intracellular protein transport
Cellular component (GO): cytoplasm; trans-Golgi network
Molecular function (GO): GTPase activity; GTP binding
Source: RefSeq, a predicted model, not a curated record